AAGUCUCAGAGGGUGGAGAGCAAUGCAGCAAAAUCUUUUUGGCAGGAACAGCCAGUAGGAAGUUCUGGCUGAGAGUUCCCCAGAAGUGACCUGGCCCACCAACCACAACACACAGGGCUGGGCUGCAGGAACAGGGAGGCACCUUGGUUUGGAUCAUAAAUUUUGGGGGUGAUUAUUGUGUUGUUGUUUUUUAAACAGAGAGCCAGGAAUUAGAUUCUCACCUUGUCUUUGCUGCUGACCACCUGCAUGAAUUGGAUCUUUAGCAUCAUGCUGUCACAGUCCAAGACCGAGGAAGCCUUUGACUCCACUUUGAAGGACAUCAUUAUCCCCCAAAGAGAGAAACCUGGAUACAUUUAUCAAAAAGAAGAUACACUGCAGAAUGAUCUUCAAAAAGAAACCACAGUUGUUGGAUGUAUUCAUAUCCUGUGUUGCCUGAUGAUUUCAAGUUUUGGGGCGAUUUUGGUUUCUUCUCCCUACUCUUCCCACCUCAAGCCAGCAGUUUCCACCAUGUUGAUGUCUGGGUAUCCAUUUGUAGGAGCUCUGUGCUUUGCCAUUACUGGAAUUCUUUCCAUUGUCUCUGGGAAAAAAUCAACUAAGCCCCUUGCCAUCUGCAGUCUGACCUCUAAUGCAGUGAGUUCUGUUGUCGCUGGAGCAGGCCUCUUCCUCCUCAUUUACAGCCUGGUAGCCCUGAGGACUGUCUCUCAACUGUGUAACUCAGAAAAGGAGCAUCUAUCUUCCUUGCCUUAUUCAAGGUACCCUAAUCCAAUAUAUGAUGUCAAGAACUGUGUCCUGGAUGGUGUCAGUCUCACAGGUGUCCUGGUGGUGAUGCUUAUCUUUUCUAUGCUGGAGCUCUUAUUAGCUGCAUAUGCUUCCGUCUUUUGGUGGAAACAGGUCUACUCCAGCAACCCUGGGAGUUCAUUUUCCUUGCCUCAGUCACAAGAUCAUAUCAAACAUGUCAAAGACUUCUUCAAGGGUAUGGCUAUGAGUAACUGUUGGCUGUGGAGGAAAAGGAAGGAGAAACCCAGUGCUUAUGGCAAAGUGUGAUUAGACUUCCCUGAAAUUUCAGCUAUUUUAGAUGCUGGAAGAAACUUUUU
This is a messenger RNA of Pipistrellus kuhlii (Kuhl's pipistrelle), 1094 nucleotides long. RefSeq names its product membrane-spanning 4-domains subfamily A member 7-like. Gene Ontology annotation, cellular component: trans-Golgi network; plasma membrane. Bases 247 to 1044 code for a protein of 265 amino acids. Gene Ontology annotation, biological process: cell surface receptor signaling pathway. The record is from RefSeq and is a predicted model, not a curated record. The transcript is spliced from 7 exons. Lineage: Eukaryota; Metazoa; Chordata; Mammalia; Chiroptera; Vespertilionidae.